CCAAAAUCUCGCAAAAAUCCCUUCUUCAAUUCUGUCUCUAUUGCUGAAUUCUUGAAAGAGUAUUGAAGAAAUGGAGGAGGCUUCAGCUUCAAACUCCGCUCCUUCUUCUUCUAAGGUUCGUUUGGUACGCUGCCCAAAAUGCGAAAAUCUUCUGCCCGAACUGCCAGAUUUCUCCGUCUACCAAUGUGGUGGCUGUGGUGCUGUUCUCAGAGCAAAGAAGAAUGGGAUUUCAAAGGAUGGACUGCCGGAGGUUUCGGAUGUCGAAAAUGGUAGAACUGUUUCUAGUAAAGGGGUCAUUGCUACGGGGCUAGAAAGUGCUUGUGAAACUGAGGUGGAAUAUAGUGGAUUUGAAACCGGUAAGGAGAAGGCCUUGCAUAGUAAUUCAUCAUUGGGACCCAAGAACGUAGAAGCCGUGCCUAGAGACCAUGAACCCUUUUCAGUUCCCAAGAGGCUUGAUUUAUGCAGAGGGGAUAACGUUUACGAUGAAGGCGAGCACGGAUGUUCUAAUGGUGAGCUUGAUGAUCGGGCUUUCAGAAAUGAUGGUUUGGUUGAGUUAGGUGUUCCUCAAUGUGGUGGCGACUCUAGUGUUGGGAUGGAACCCAAACGGGCCAGACCUUCAAUGGAGUCGUUAAGUUUUAGGCCUGUUAUCGAUAAUAGUAGGGUUGAGGAAAGGAAAAACCUCAAGGAAUUGUGUGAAGAUGCUAGACAAGCUGCAGGGCAGGCGAGGUUUAUGGAUUGCCCAUAUUCGGAUGAGGGGUCUUCGAAGUAUGGAACAAGUUCAUAUUACGGCGCUAAUGAGUGUAGGAAUUACUAUAAUGGUUUGGAUGGUUUUGCUAAAGUUGCAACUCUUGAGAAUGACAGAGCCGAUCUUCUGAGGAAGAUUGAUGAACUAAAAGACCAACUUAGCUUGACCUGUGAAGUGGGAGAUAAUAAACCCAAGGAAAGAAUCAGUGCCGAUAGGCGAACAGCCCCAACUACAUUUGGUCCAAUCAAGCACCCCCUUGGGCAAGGUCAGCAUCUAGGCUAUCCAUAUGACCGAGUAGGUGGUCCUUAUACCCGUAGGCAUUGCUCGAUGAUCCAAGACCCCUACCACCCUCCAGUGCCUUUUAGAAAUGGAACUCUAGGUUGCGAAAGUGCAUACUUGGAUGAAAUAAUCAGAAAGCCUCCCCAUCAGCCAUAUUCAGAUUUAACACAAAUGUAUCAUGACCACCAAUAUCCUGGUCCAUCGGAUUUAACUUCAGAUCUCUUUAGGCCACACCCACAUGAAAGCCGUUUUCACCACCCCACCUGCUCUUGUUUCCACUGUUUCAACGAAAAUAGGGAAGCAUCUUUUGCAUCAAUUGCAAGCCGAUGGCCACGAAAUGAAUCUCCUAACCCUGCUUUGUGUCAACCCAAGAGUUCUUCCGCACAUGGUUAUGCCUCUGAAGGCUCCAUAUGCCCUAAUGGGAAAUGGCUUACAAGAAGUUCAAGCGACUUGAAUAGAAAAAACUGUGCUGUUGGUCUUCACCAGAACCGUCCAAGGAAGGUAUUCGUUGCCCGUGGCAGUGAGAAGGUGUGCAGAACUAUUGCAGGUGGGGCCCCUUUUAUAUUGUGCUACAACUGCUUUGAGGUUCUGAAACUCUCACAAAAAGAUAGGAUGAUGACGAAAGAGCAUAACAAAGUAAGAUGUGGAGCAUGUUCUUCCAUCAUUGUGUUUGAACUAAGCAUCAAGGGCAUUGAUGCAUCAGCUCCCCGGAUGAAACAAGUGCGAGCUGAUGAAUCCAUUGAUAUGCAUAACAAGAGACUUCAUGGUUCUAGUGGAUUCGUCAGUCCCUGCUCUGAUGAUUAUGAUAAACACAACUUCAAGUACGAGUUCCCGGAUACUAAGGCCGAAGCAUUUGCAAGCUGCCCAAAACCAACAUUUGGUGAUUCAAGAAAGAGGCUUGAAGUUCAUUCGCUGUCGUCAAGUUUCUCAGAACAUGAUAAAAGCCCAGGGGCUGGCAUUCCUAGAAAAGAUUAUUCUCGCUCCGCAGAGUUGCAUGUUAAAGAUGAUGUGUCCCUAGUACUUCCAGAUUCACCUCUCCCUCUUGAUUAUCCUUCUUCAGAUGAUAUGGCUGAUGCAUGUAAUAGGGCAGCUAGAACUGAAUCUGCAGAUCAAAAGUGUAUUGAUGGGUGGGCCUCUCGGCAUAAUUCCAUGAAAGAUGCAUGUGUGGCGACUGAGAUGGACGUUUCAAUUGCUGAUUUUGGAAAUGGUGGCAUGCCUCAAGAACCCACUGAAGUUACUAAGGAAGAAGAUCGGCAGAAUGGUAAAAGGGGUAGUGAUUCCUUCAUUUUAGGCCUCCUUAGAAGGGGCUUCGGAGAAUUAUCAAAGUCUGGUCAGAAUACUGAAAACAGGAGAUCAAAUGUGUUUGUAAACGGGCAACUCAUAUCAGGCCGUGCUCUAAAAAAGGCAGAAAAGUUAGCAGGCCCUAUUCAGCCAGGAGAGUACUGGUAUGAUCGCACGGCAGGAUUUUGGGGCGUGAUGGGCCAUCCAUGCCAAGGAAUCAUCAUGCCAAACAUAGAAGAGUUUAACCACCCUAUGCCAAAAAAUUGUGCUGCUGGAAGCACGUGCGUGUUUGUGAACGGGCGCGAGCUUCACAAGAAGGAUCUGGAUCUACUCGUCAGGCGAGGCCUUCCACUUACCAGAAACAAGUCAUAUCUAAUUGAGAUGUCAGGAAGAGUUGUUGACUAUCAAACUAGCGAAGAGCUUGACAGCCUCGGCAAACUUGCCCCAACAGUUGAAAGAGCAGGGCAUGGAUUUGGCAUGAAGAUUCCCAGAUCGAUUUUGGAGGAUUCGCUUUAGGUGAUGAUGAUCAUAACUCAAUCUCAUUUGCAGUUCUUUGGGAAAUGCAGUUGUAUUUUCUGAUGCCCAUUUUUUUUAUGUUCUUCGCGUGCUGGAUUUGCGCUGAAAUGGCUGAUGACAACAAGCUUUGCAGAUUCAAAUUUAUGUGGGGGGGAAUGCGAAAAUUGCAAGUGUUAUGAUGUUUUAAUCAAGUUGAUAACUUAGU
Molecule: messenger RNA, 3026 nt
Organism: Cuscuta campestris
Lineage: Eukaryota; Viridiplantae; Streptophyta; Magnoliopsida; Solanales; Convolvulaceae
Source: the annotation of a GenBank genome assembly